Messenger RNA from Hemibagrus wyckioides, 1940 nucleotides. Its product is annotated as tyrosine-protein kinase CSK. Bases 333 to 1685 code for a protein of 450 amino acids. The transcript has 13 exons. NCBI's taxonomy places the organism in Eukaryota, Metazoa, Chordata, Actinopteri, Siluriformes, Bagridae. Gene Ontology annotation, biological process: adherens junction organization; regulation of Fc receptor mediated stimulatory signaling pathway; protein phosphorylation. Gene Ontology annotation, molecular function: protein binding; protein tyrosine kinase activity; ATP binding. The record is from RefSeq and is a predicted model, not a curated record.
ACGGAGCCCAUUUCCUCUUCUGCAGGCCUGCCUGAGAGAGAGAGAGAGGUAGAGAGGGAGGGAGGGAGAGAGAGAGAGAGGCAGCAGUGUAUUCCGUUUUUUUUUUUAUAUUCCUACAGGCUUGUGUUCGGGUUCCGCUUUGGAUGAUAAACCGAAUUAAAACCGAAUUAAAACCGAAGUAAAACCCCCAGAGAAGUCCGCGGAGUUGAAGCCGUCUGCCCAGUGCCGGAGGAGAGGCAGAGAGAGAAGGGGAUCCAGCACGCUCUGAUGCUACCUGUUACCCUGUGACACCUGCUUGUGGAGACUGCGACCCCCACCCCCCGACACACACAAUGUCUGGGCUACAGACGCCAUGGCCGCCAGGCACUGAGUGUGUGGCUAAGUAUAACUUCCAGGGCACCACACAGCAGGAUCUGCCCUUCUCUAAAGGAGACGUCCUGAGCAUCAUCGGCGUCACGAAGGACCCUAACUGGUACAUGGCAAAGAACACUGUGGGGAAGGAGGGGACGAUCCCAGCCAACUACGUGCAGAAACGAGAAGGAGUGAAAUCAGGAGGGAAACUGAGCCUGAUGCCGUGGUUCCACGGGAAGAUUACGAGAGACCAGGCCGAGCGGUUGCUCUACCCCCCAGAGACGGGGUUGUUUCUUGUGCGUGAAAGCACCAACUACCCCGGCGAUUACACGCUGUGUGUGAGCUGCGAGGGGAAGGUGGAGCACUACCGCAUCAUCUACCACAAUGGCAAGCUCUCCAUCGACGAGGAGGAGUACUUCGACAACCUCAUGCAGCUGGUGGAGCAUUACACCAAAGACCCGGAUGGUUUGUGUACUCGGUUGAUCAAGCCAAAGCUUAUGGAGGGAACAGUAGCAGCACAGGAUGAGUUCUCCAGGAGUGGCUGGGCUCUCAAAAGAAAGGACCUGAUUCUCAAACAGACCAUCGGCAAAGGAGAGUUUGGAGACGUAAUGGUGGGAGACUACAGAGGGACCAAGGUGGCAGUGAAGUGUAUCAAACACGAUGCCACAGCGCAGGCCUUCAUCGCCGAGGCUUCGGUCAUGACGCAGCUGAGGCAUCCUAACCUAGUACAGUUGCUUGGAGUGAUCGUGGAGGAGAGGGGCAGCCUCUUCAUCGUCACCGAGUACAUGGCCAAGGGCAGUUUAGUGGACUACCUGCGCUCGCGAGGGCGCACUGUGCUGGGGGUUGAGUGCCUACUCAAAUUCUCACUUGAUGUGUGUGAGGCGAUGGAGUACCUCGAGGCCAAUAACUUUGUGCACAGGGACCUGGCGGCGCGGAACGUUCUAGUAUCCGAAGACAACAUUGCUAAAGUGAGCGACUUCGGUCUGACCAAGGAAGCAUCGUCCACUCAGGACACGGCCAAGCUGCCUGUCAAAUGGACGUCACCCGAGGCACUUCGAGAGAAGAGGUUUUCCACCAAGUCUGACGUGUGGAGUUACGGUGUCCUGCUCUGGGAGAUUUACUCCUUCGGCCGUGUGCCUUACCCCAGAAUUCCUCUGAAGGAGGUGGUGCCGCGGGUGGAGAAGGGCUAUAAGAUGGACGCUCCGGACGGCUGCCCCGCUGUGGUGUACGACCUCAUGAAGCAGUGCUGGACCCUGGACCCGGUGAUGCGGCCUUCCUUCCGCAUGCUGCGUGACAAGCUGCAGCACAUCAGAGCCAAAGGACUCUACCUGUGAAGAGGAGGGGGGGCCACACCCACGCUUUUUUACCCAGGAGGAGGUGGGGAGGCGGGUAGAGACGCAGCGGGCGUCUGCCUCAUCAAGCAGCGUCUCAGGCUCCGGCUUGUCCUUUCAUUCGUCUUUGGGACUUUUAUUAUUUUUUUGGACUGUUAAUCUGGACACACUCGUGCUGUGUUUCUGUGGGGAGUGGAAGCUUAUUAGACACGUGUGUGUGUGUGUGUGUGUGUGUGUGUGUGUGUGUGUGUGCGUGUG